AUGGAUAAAUUUGGUUUAAGACCUGUUUCAAGACAAAAAGGAUUCAGCUAAAGCAUAGGAAAUAAUUAAAGCUAAGUCAUAUCACCAGCUUCCUCUAAUAUCUUUCGUAUUAAAAAUGUUACCACGCCUUAUGACUCUACACUUUAAGUUUCAGGAUAGUAAAUUAAAAGCGAUAGCACAAUAUUUGAUCAUCAUAACAAUUAAAAUCUUAAUUACAUGCUUCACAUGAUUGAUAUAUGUUCACCUGAGCAGUAGAUAACCACAUUCAUAAAGGGAGAAAUUUCUAUGAUUUAGCAAGAAAUCAACGAAUACGAUAAAGAUGCUAAAAUAAGAAAUAACAGCUAGAAAUAAGAAUUUAAUAAAGGCCAUGUAAAUAUCUUUAAGAGGUGGCUCUUAUAAAAUUCAAGACCAAUAUUGAAGUAUUAAGAUGUUAUGAGUUAGGAGUUUCUAAAGUUCAUAAAUCCAGAUAUUCUGACUGAAUAAAUGAAAGUAGAAAGUAAAGAAUAAUGCAUAUAAAAGCUAUACAGAAUAGUUUAAGGAUUAGACUUGUUUCUACUAAAACUUACUGAGUAUUUAACUAUCACUUUUAUAAAGUAUGAAGAUUUUAUAAGUAAAAAUUUACCACUCGAAUCUUAAUUAUAAAAUAGAGUGAAUAACUUAAUUAAAGGAACAUAAAUAUUUCCUAGUAGUAUUUCUUUUAUUCAUUAAGACAGAUUUAACCAAUUACAAAAACAUUGUCAAUCUAAAAUGCAAGAAUAGCUUUAAAAUAAAAUUUAACAUAAUAAAAACUCAGGGAUUCCUUUUAAUAUUAAUAAUGAUUGUCCAAAAUCUGAAAUCAAAACCACGGCAGACUUAGUCAAGUAUUUAGAAUCUUUGAAACCUAAUACGCUUCUAAAUUCUGACUACAUGAAACAAAUCAAAAAUAUUCUGGGUCAUAUAGAAUAAAUUAGUUAAUAAAUUUAGGAAGAAAAAACACAAAAGUAUUAAGCUAGUCAUCAACAAUUUAAAGUUUAAAUAGAUUAGUUAGAAAAACAAGUGACAUUUUUACAAAAUGACAAUGAAAAAAUUAAAUUAAAUAAUUAAAAACAAUUAGAAGACUAAGAAGCUAAGCAUAUUAAAGAAGUAGAAAUAAUGCAAAAUGAUAUUUAAUAAUAAAUUUAACUUUAAAUUUAAGAAAAAGUUAAUUCUUUAAAUUAAAAAAUUAAAGAUUAAGAAACCUAAAUGAACAAAUUGUAAGCUCAAUACUAUGAUAUGUUACACAAAAAAUAAGAUAAAUCAAUUUAAAAUUAAAAUAAUUUAAAAGAAAUUAAAGAAGUGAAUAAAGAAAAUCAAUAAAAUUAACAAAACCAUCAUGAACACCAUGAAGAUUAGCAAAAAGCAAUAAAUUUGAUUGAUGAAUUAAAAUUAGAAUACACUAAGUUAAUUGAAAAUUUAAGAAAAGAAUCAGCAGAUUUUAAAUAGAAAUAUACAGAUAUGAAAAUAAAUUGUGAAACAACAUAUUAAGAACUCCUUAAUGUUAAGUAGUUGCUUAUGUAAGCUCAAAAAGAAAAGGAAGAAAUUUAAUUUAAGUUUUCAUAAAAAUUUAUGUCAAAGCAAGAGUUCACUGACACCUUUGAGUAAGCACUAAAGGAAGAAUUUAAAAGAAUGAAAAAAUCAUUUGAAGAUAGGAUAGAGAGAUUAAAUUAAGAUAUUAUAACAUUAAAGAGAGACAAACAUAAAUCAAUAAACGAUAUGAAAUAACAAUUAGAUAGAGAAAUAGAAACAAAAAACUUACUAAUGAAAAAAUUAAGUAUAUAUCUUAAAUUUUGA
This is a messenger RNA of Tetrahymena thermophila SB210, 1809 nucleotides long. RefSeq lists its product as hypothetical. Lineage: Eukaryota; Ciliophora; Oligohymenophorea; Hymenostomatida; Tetrahymenidae. The record is from RefSeq and is a predicted model, not a curated record. The transcript is spliced from 2 exons.